This is a messenger RNA of Pieris macdunnoughi, 699 nucleotides long. The record is from the annotation of a GenBank genome assembly. Lineage: Eukaryota; Metazoa; Arthropoda; Insecta; Lepidoptera; Pieridae.
AUGUCUAAAAUAGUUUUUGUGCUUUUUGUGGUUGUAGUGAAUGUUGUAUCCGGAAAGAUUGUUAAUAAGUGGAAAUGCCCGGAAGUGCGCGCCGCUCCCCACUUCGAUUUGGCCCAAAUGCUUGGAGAUUGGUUCGUCGUGGAAUACUAUGCCAGUGCUGAAGAAGCAUUAUCAUACAGUUGCAUGAGAGCUGUCUUCACUGAGGAUGAUCAUGUACAAGCUGAAGACGGAACGAUAGAAUGGACGCCCGCUAUGACGAUGAAUUUUACCUACCGGUACGCAGACGAUCCUAUUGGCGAGAAUUUGUAUGGAAAUAUCACUUGGAGGGUUGACCUGAAUGAGCCCGCACAUUGGACUCAUUCUGAACGAACCUAUGAUGGUAUUUACAACACAUACGUACUAGACACGGAAUAUAAGACCUGGGCUCUCCUACUGCAUUGUGCUGAGCAAAGAGAAGGAACUCGGUAUUUGACUGCUUUUGUUUUGUCGAGAACUACGGGACUGCCGAAAAACGUCAUGGCAUACUUGAGGGAUAAGCUACCGAGAUACGACGUCGAUAUCAACUACGUAUUUCCUAUACCGCAUAAAGAUUGUUCCGACAAGCCAGCGAGACCUGAUGAUUCACCUGUUCUCGUGGAAGUUGGAAGCAAAGUACCUUUAAGACCUAACGUCAGCUACAAGAUCUCUUUUGGAAAUUAG